Lepus europaeus (European hare) is the source of this 966-nucleotide messenger RNA. RefSeq names its product olfactory receptor 56B34. Gene Ontology annotation, molecular function: G protein-coupled receptor activity; olfactory receptor activity. The record is from RefSeq and is a predicted model, not a curated record. The transcript has a single exon. NCBI's taxonomy places the organism in Eukaryota, Metazoa, Chordata, Mammalia, Lagomorpha, Leporidae. The coding region runs from base 1 to 966 and encodes 321 amino acids. Gene Ontology annotation, cellular component: membrane. Gene Ontology annotation, biological process: G protein-coupled receptor signaling pathway.
AUGGACAUCUCCCUGAAUACAACCAAUAGCUCGGGAUUUCAAGUGUCUGAGUUCAUCCUGAUGGGGCUCCCAGGCAUUCAUGAGUGGCAGCAUUGGCUCUCUAUGCCUCUGGCUCUGCUUUAUUUCUUCGUUCUUAGUGCCAAUCUCCUUGUCUUAAUCACUGUCUAUCAUGAGCCAACCCUGCACCAGCCCAUGUAUCAGUUCCUUGGUAUCCUGGCUGUAGUGGACAUUGGACUGGCUACCACCAGUAUGCCCAAGAUCUUAGCCAUUUUCUGGUUUGAUGCCAAGACCAUUAGCCUCCCUAAAUGUUUUGCACAGAUCUACGCCAUCAACACUUUGAUGUGCAUGGAGUCAGGCAUCUUCCUCAGUAUGGCAGUGGACAGAUAUGUAGCUAUUUGUUACCCCCUUCAAUAUCCCUCUAUAGUCACUGAAGUUUUUGUGAUCAAAGCCACAAUAUUUAUGGUGCUCAGGAAUGGCUUGUUGACCAUUCCAGUGCCUAUAAUGGCUGCCCAGAGACACUACUGCUCCAGGAAUGAGAUUGACCACUGCCUGUGCUCCAACUUGGGAGUCAUCAGUCUAGCUUGUGAUGACAUCACCAUUAACGGAUUUUAUCAGUUGGCCUUGGCCUGGAUUGUGGUUGGAAGUGACAUGGGUCUGGUAUUUGCUUCCAAUGCUUCGAUUAUUCACUCAGUGCUGAGGCUGAGCUCUGCAGAAGCAACAGCUAAGGCCCUGAGCACCUGCAGUUCCCACCUCAUCCUCAUUCUCUUUUUCUACAUGGCUAUUGUUGUGGUAUCCAUGACUCACCUUGCAGAAAGAAGAGUUCCUCUCAUUCCUGUUCUUCUCAAUGUGCUGCAUGUUGUCAUCCCUCCAGCCCUUAACCCCCUGGUAUAUGCACUGAGGUCACAGGAGCUGAGAGUGGGCUUCCAGAGGUUGCUUGGUUUAGAUGAACUUGUAUUCAAGAAGUGA